Neltuma alba is the source of this 2295-nucleotide messenger RNA. RefSeq lists its product as uncharacterized. Lineage: Eukaryota; Viridiplantae; Streptophyta; Magnoliopsida; Fabales; Fabaceae. The record is from RefSeq and is a predicted model, not a curated record. The coding region runs from base 64 to 2118 and encodes 684 amino acids. The transcript is spliced from 6 exons.
GCAAUGAAAGCCCAAAGAGCAGUCCCAUCCCUUUGCUGGAAAAAGUUGAAGAAGAUGUUAUAGAUGUCUGUGGAUCAUCCACCUCAUGAAACACAACCACAAAAACCAGAGGAAAGGCAAAACCUUUCAAAAAAUUCAGAAACUGAAGCACAAGUUGUGGAUCAUCAAGUGAGUUCACCCUCCUCAAGAUCUGAUUCGCGUGGGGACACUCCAACUCAUGAAAAAAUCAAUUACGAUUAUAAUGUUUUCAGUGAUAUGAAAAUGGAUGACGUGGAAACUCAAGCAACACAGCCUUCCAAUUCUUCAAAUUUCCUUAUCAGUAGAUCUGUGGAUUAUCCACCUCAUGAAUUACAAUCAGAAAAGCCAGAGGAAAGGGAAAACCUUUCUGAGAGUUCAGAGACUGAAGCACAAAAUCUGGAUCAUCAUGUGGUUGAUUCAUCAACCACUGACGUAGAGAACUCACGAAGCAAUGUAGAUCUAAGGCCACCAGUUGUUCAUCAACAUCAAGAAUCAAUUGAUGCUGUGUCUAUGAACACAUUUUCAUCCCUUUCACCAAGAUCAUUGUCCCCAGACAAGACCCUUAUGGAUCAAGUUUCUUCAUCUGCUUUUAAUCAACACAUAAGUUCAGAUGUUCCCCAGUUGAACAUAGAGGACAUGACCCAAGAGCCUCCAACUAGUGAACUUCUUUCUAACACCAAGCCUCCUAUUAUGCAGCCCUUGUCUAUUGAGCCGGUUGCCCUAACACAUACUAGUGUCUGUAGUGAUUUUCAGGAACCAACUUGCUUGUCAACAAUGGCAGAUGAUUGCCAUAUCACAGACACAUCAGUCAAAUUAAUCUUUGAUGAUGUGGAUAGGAAGGAGAAUGACACUUUGAUCAUAUCUAGAAACACGGAUCCUGCUGAUCUUCAUGUGAAUCCUGUGGAAGAAAACAUCUCCUGCAAGGAGAAUGAUGCAGGACAAGAGAAGUUCAGGAAUGGAGUAAGAAGUGAAGACAAAUCAACAUCAAUUGUUAGACAGGAUGAUUCUAUACCUCAAAUGAAAACUUUAGAGGAAAUCAAUAACAAAACAGAAGUGGUUGAGAAUGAUGAAGUAACAUCAAGCUCUUCAAAAGUGACUCUGAAUGUUGGUAUUUCAACAAAUAUAGAAGAUGACCCAAUGGCUGUAGAGUUGGCUCAAAAUGAAGAUGUUGACUCACCAAAGCCAAACAAGCCAACUGGUAGCUUAGAAGAAGUGAGUGUGAAUGGCGAGUCAAAGAAGGAUAAUAACGAGGAAGAAAUCAAAGGGGAAUUAAAGGAUGAAAUUCCACCAAAGUCAAGUAUGCUAAAUGAUAGCUCAGCAGAAGAGAAUAAUGUACAUAGUGAGCCAAUGAAGAAUCAUGCAGAAAUCAAUGAGAAAUUAAAGAAUUACAUCCCAGCAAAUCCUGGUGAGACAAAUGAUGGCUCAGAAGAAGCAAAUGAAGCACAAAGCGAGUCAAAGAAAAUCAGUAACAAGGAAGAAAUCAAACAAGAUUUAAAGAAUGACAGCCUAACAAAGUUAGAUAAACCAAAUGAUAACUGGGAUGAAGUGAGCAAAGUGCCAAAUGAGUCAAAGAAAAAUUAUCCACAAACGAGCAACAAGGAGGAAGCCAAAGAUCAGCUAAACAAUGACACCCCGGCAGAGCCAAAUAAACCAAAUGAGAGCUCUGAAGAAGUGAGUAAAGUACAAGGUGAGCCAAAGCAAAAUGAUCCAGAAAUGAGCAACAAGGUUGAAAUCAAAGGGCUGUCAAACAAUGACACCUCAGCAAAGUCAGAUAAGCAAGAUGAUAGCUCAGGAGAAGCGAGUAAAGUACAAAAUGAGCCAAAUGAUGACUUAGAAAAAGUGAGUGAUAUACAUGAAGAACCCAAGGAGGUCGAAGAUGAUAUGGAGAAGCACAAAUGGGCUAGUGCUAACAUACCUAAGGUUAAUGAAGUAACCAGUUCAAGCUCUGUGGAAGUUACAGAAGCGAAAAAUAAUGAAGUCAUUGAACAAGAAUCAAACAAGAAGGACGCCAUGGUUUUAUCUAGUUCAGUAGGAACAAGUGAAGAUGGCAUAACAAUAAACGUUAAAGAGCCUAAACAAGCAGUUAAUUUUGAAAAAUGAAAACCUUGCAUUAGAUUCAUGAAGUGGUUCACGUCGUUAGGUUGAGGUUGCCAACAUGAGAAAGCUAUGAUAAAGCUGCACAUGCACUAACCAACUUUAAGUGGAUGGAAGCUAUGAAGGGCUUCCCUAGACUUGUAUAUUAUUCUAUUACUAAUGGCACCUGGCUCACAUCCCCUA